Molecule: messenger RNA, 1175 nt
Organism: Misgurnus anguillicaudatus (oriental weatherfish)
Lineage: Eukaryota; Metazoa; Chordata; Actinopteri; Cypriniformes; Cobitidae
Product: myb/SANT-like DNA-binding domain-containing protein 7
Source: RefSeq, a predicted model, not a curated record
ACAUUGGGCUAUAUUAAGCCUUCCAGUCAAUUAAGAAAAAAAGUCAAAAUAAAUCCCUCAUACAGCAGACAAUAGCAAACCAAAAUUUAAUUUUAACAAAAGUAACCUUUAACUCUCAUUUGGCACUGUACAGUAUUCAUUAAAUCACAACCAUCAGAAACCAAGCGUUUUAACAACCAGCAUUUCUACAAAUGUAAACUACCUGAAAUUUCACCUAUUUAUGACUUUUAAAAACAGAAGAACAGACUGCAUGUUAAAUUAAAAUAAAAAGUAAGGGAAAGUUAUGUUGUUUUAUUGUCUUUUCAGGUAAAAGCACUUAGACUUCGUUCACACUGCAGGCUGAAACGACCCAAUUCCGAUUUUUUUGCCCCUAUGCGACCUGUAUCUGAUCUUUUCAUGACAGUCUGAAUGACACAGAUCCGAUAUUUUCAAAUGUGACCCAGGCCACUUGGGUAUGUGGUCCUGAAUCCGAUAGGUAUCCGAUCUUUUGAAAUGUGACCUCUGUCUGAACAGCCAGGCCACAUGUAUCUGACCCGUACGUCAUUGAUGCGCUACAAACGUCAUAAUUCUGCGUUGAAGUAGGCGGGAAGGAGAAGAAGAAACAACAACAAUGGCGGACGAUGCUGCUGAGUCCAGUCAAUGGAAGGGAAGCGAGGUCACAGAUUUGAUUAAUAUUUGGGGUGACAGCUCUAUUCAGGCCAAACUCGAGGGCUCUUAUCGGAACCGGGCGGUAUACGAAAAUAUUUCCCGCAAAAUGACUGAGUGUGGUUACAGACGAUCCUGGCUUCAAUGCCAGCGAAAAAUUAAAAGCAUCCGAGCCAAAUACAAGGAGGUUAAAGACUGGAACAAACGAAUUGGCCGUCAACGUAUCACCUGUCCAUUUUACGAAGAGUUGGACCGCAUUUUGGGGGAUAAGCCCAGCGUUCAGCCACUAGAACUGGUGGACAGCUGCUUUGUCCAAGAGGAGCCCGAGGAGGAGAGCCCAGGUCCCGCAGCAGUCGCGGCCAGCGUAGCUAGUUGCUCUUUCGGUGAUACAGGUGAUGGGACCCUUCUAGCUCUUUCGCCUUCUGCCUCUACCUGUGAUGAAAGUUCUGCAGCAAGUGAAGAUACAUCUGUGAACAGCCAUGAAUCUUCCACACCCACUGCUUGUAUGUUUUUGGCUGUAUUUUGAUCGU